This is a messenger RNA of Hyphopichia burtonii NRRL Y-1933, 1028 nucleotides long. Its product is annotated as aldo/keto reductase family protein. Lineage: Eukaryota; Fungi; Ascomycota; Pichiomycetes; Serinales; Debaryomycetaceae. Gene Ontology annotation, molecular function: oxidoreductase activity. The record is from RefSeq and is a predicted model, not a curated record. The coding region runs from base 58 to 927 and encodes 289 amino acids. The transcript has a single exon.
UUGAGAACCACCAAGUCAAUUAUUCGUGGUGCAUUCUAUUCUUGUGUGUUAACAAUCAUGGCUUUAACAAAAAAUUCCACUUAUAAACUCAAUUCAGGUUACGAAAUUCCAGUAAUCGGGUUGGGAGUUUAUCUUGCUGAGAAAGACGUAACUAGAGAUGUUGUUUAUCAAGCAUUAAAAGAUGGUUAUAGACAUAUAGAUUCGGCUCAGCUUUAUAAGAAUGAGAAGGAAGUUGGUGAAGGAAUUGUCAAAUGGCUUAAAGAAGAUCCAUCUCAUAAAAGAGAAGACGUUUUUUAUACCACUAAGGUUGGUACUGAUUUUCAAGGAUAUGAAAAGGCAUUGGCUUCUUUGGAAGAAUCUUUUGAAAAGGUGAAGGAGUUGAAAUAUAUUGACCUUGUUCUUGUACAUUCUCCAAAGACCGACAAAGAAAGAAGAUUGGGGACUUAUAAGGCACUUCAAGACUAUGUCGAUAAAGGGAUAAUCAAAUCAAUUGGGGUAUCCAAUUACGGUAUCAGACACAUUGAAGAAUUGUUGAGCUGGCCAGGGUUAAAAUAUAAACCAGCUAUCGAUCAAGUUGAAUUUAAUCCUUGGUUAUUGAGACAGGAAUUAACGGAUUACUUGAAAAAAAAUGAUAUUGUUGCUGAGGCAUAUUCACCAUUGACAAGAGGCUAUCGAUUAGAUCACCCAGAUUUGUUGAAAGUUGCUGCAAAUUUGAACAAAACUCCAGCUCAAGUAUUGAUUAGAUGGUCGUUACAAAGAGGAUAUGUUACCUUACCCAAAACUGUUAACUUGACCAGAUUAAAGCAAAAUUUGGAAGUUUUCGACUUUGAAAUCGAUGAUGAAAACUACAACAUUUUAACGAACGAUGAAAAUUGGAUCUCGAGCAAAAGGGCCCCAGAUGACCCCAUCUAUUAUGAAGAUCCUUAAAGUGAUGAAAGUUAUUGAAUAACAGACCUUUAUAUUACGUAACAAUAGCCAGAUCUUUUUGGCUGAUAUUGUUUGUAAAUUAUAAUACAAUUAAAAGAAAC